This is a messenger RNA of Baudoinia panamericana UAMH 10762, 776 nucleotides long. RefSeq lists its product as uncharacterized. Gene Ontology annotation, biological process: P-body assembly; mRNA splicing, via spliceosome. Lineage: Eukaryota; Fungi; Ascomycota; Dothideomycetes; Mycosphaerellales; Teratosphaeriaceae. The transcript has 3 exons. Gene Ontology annotation, cellular component: U6 snRNP; P-body; precatalytic spliceosome. The record is from RefSeq and is a predicted model, not a curated record. Gene Ontology annotation, molecular function: RNA binding. Bases 52 to 339 code for a protein of 95 amino acids.
AUCUAUCUUCGACGACUUGCACCAAUCAGCCUUCUGAGAGAGCAGUGCUUGAUGGCCGACACAGAAGAACCUGGCGCAGACCCGGUGAACGAGCCUCUGGACUUGGUACGUCUGUCGCUCAACGAAACAGUAUUCGUGAAGCUUCGAGGAGAUCGCGAGCUUCAAGGAAGACUCCAUGCUUACGACAGCCAUUGCAAUUUGGUGCUCGGGGAAGUGACGGAGACGAUCUAUCAAGUGGCUGAGGAAGCCGGAGGUGAAGAUGUCCGAACCCUGAAGAAGCAGUCUGAGAUGCUCUUCGUGAGAGGUGAUUCCGUGGUACUCAUAUCGCCACAGCAAUAGAGUCGCCCUAUCGGAGGCUUUACACCACCCACAUCACAGAAGCCGCAAACAGCGAACAAGGCGCAGUUCGUGGUCAUAAGUCACUUAGUGGAUGAUGUCGCUGCCGGCAAGCCACAACUUGUUUUUUAUAAAUCCGCCAUGAGCGCACCGAAAUUGCACAUCCAGCAUGCUGCGUCGUUUCACUUGAAGUUAGACCUGCACAUGAGCGAAGUGCUCCAACCAGGCUGUUUCGGCGACGUGCCUCACAACUGAUAUUCGAUAUUAGAGCGUCGAGUAACGGACUUAGCUACGCGAUAGUCCACCUCGCAACAAACGCCCAACUCAUUGCGCAUCUGCCUCUCCACUCCCGGUACUCUUGCACGGUCAAUCCACGUCCAUUAUUGCCCUUAAAGCUAGUCACACAUAGCGCUUUGACAGUCUGACUGCUUUUGCCAAGG